CGAAGGCAGGUCAAUGUCUGAGCGUUGGGAUUUUCGUUGAGGAAGGACAUAUUGGGACAUAAUAAUAUUAUUUUAUAUAUUUGGGACAUGGCAGACAUUGGUACUUGCACUAGUGUCAUUGAUUAAAUAGAUUAAUUUUAACCGCCAAGUAUUAUCACGCUUUAAAUAUGUGUACGUAAAUAAUUUAAUAAAAAAUACACAAAUUACAAUAAAAAAUGAGUUAAAGUAGGAGAUAAAAAAAAACAAGGUAUACAAGCUCGAUCAUAAUAAUAAAAAAAAAAAUUCAUUGAACUCGUAUUUGGCUAAUAAAUAAUAUGCAUGUAGUGUUUUAAUAAUAUUAUAAAUAAUUGUGACACCGCCCACAUAAAGCCAGUAAUAGUAAGCCAGUGUGUUGAAAAGACAGUGUGGAGUUUGUUGAAAAACAGAGAAGAGGGAUUAUUUUCCCCGCGCGCAACCCUCGUAUGUUAUAUAUCCCCUCCUCAUCCCUUAUAUCAUCAUCAUCCCGAUCAUCCCACCGUUACCAACUGAUUCCCUCAAAUAUAGUAAUACUAACCUAAAGUGUAUAUAUUUUCAAUAAUUUAAAUAAAUCAUUGUUGAUAUUUAAAGUGCCUAUUGUCAAUUUAUUGCAAGUGUUCUACUAGACAGUAACUAUUGUUGCUGGUGCUGCUGGUGGUGGUGGUGGUGGCCGUUGUACUGCGUGCCGCAUGUACGAACCAUUCGAAAAACGUUGAUUAUAAUUUUUUUUUUUUUUUUUUUAUAUUUCUGAUGGUCUCUCUCUUCUGCUCUACUCUCCCAUCAUCAACUCCUGCCAACAGGCCACAAGACGUCCCCUUUUUAUAAAUUAAUUCAAUAUAUAUAUUUUAAUAAUAAUUAACCACUGAAUAUAAUAAUCAGGAUUAAUAGCAAUCAUUGUCUGUCUACAAGUGAGACAAUUAUAUAUUUUUGUGUGGUGUGUAUAUAUCACGUUUGAUAUAUAUAUGUUUAAUAUACGAUAAUCUGACUUGUGCCAAGUGAAACUGAGGGACAGUUGUGCAAACUGGUGCGAACGACACAACGUAAAAUAAAGUUUUAUCCGAGGAUUAGAUGUGACUGAAUUUUUUUUUUUUGAGUAAAAAAAAAAUUUUUUUUCUUAUCAAGUGGGGUGAGAAUUAUAUAUAUAUAUAUAUAUAUAUAUAUUUAUAUAUAUCGAUCACGAGGCAGAGGGAUCGUAAGGACUGCGUGCACGCGUUAACGCACAAUUUACUCUGUAUUACCGACUGAUUUUCAAUAUUAAGCGUGUUUUGUGUGUGUCGUAAAAAAAAAAAAAAAUAAAAAAGAAAGGAACAGAGUGGCUCGCGUUAAUAGAACGGGGAUGUGAUAUUGGUUGUCAUUGAUGUGCGUGACGUUUAUUACGUGGAGUCAAAAAAAAAAAAAAAUAGUGAAUUUUAAUUUGAUUAGAUUUUAAAAUUAUUAUAUUACUUAUUAUUUUUUUUUUUAUUCAAUUUUAAAUAUUUGUGUUGAAAGUUGAAAAAUUCAUUAUUUUUUGUUUGUUUCAUCAUUAAAAACAAAAAAACUUCAAUUCUCUGUGAGGAAGCUUAUUAAUUUGUUGUUUUUUUUUCUAUAAGAAAAACUAAGGUGGACUGUUUUGGGUUGGAUAGAGAGUUUUGUGAGGGAAAAAAGAAAAAAAAAUUAAUAAAAAAGAAAACUGUGUGACAGCAGCAAAGAGGGUUAUAGGACUUGUGGAAGAGGAGGGCAAUAGUCAGUGAAGGAGGCGGUGGCGGUGGCUGCCGUGGCGAUUUAGAAUGAGCGGCCGUCCGAGGACCACCUCUUUCGCUGAGGGUACAAAACCUCCUGCAAAUCCGCCUGUGGGUGGUAUGAAGAUAAGCAGUGGUGCAAUGAAUAAUUCAGGCAAAGAUGGCAGCAAAGUGACAACAGUUGUAGCAACACCUGGUGCAAGACCAGAUCUUCCACAAGAAGUUUCAUAUACAGAUACAAAAGUCAUUGGAAAUGGAAGUUUUGGUGUUGUUUAUCAAGCAAAAUUAUGUGACACUGGUGAAAUGGUGGCAAUUAAAAAAGUACUCCAAGACAAAAGAUUUAAGAAUCGAGAAUUGCAAAUAAUGCGAAGAUUGGAGCAUUGUAAUAUUGUCAAACUUAAAUAUUUCUUUUACUCAAGUGGUGACAAGAAAGACGAAGUUUAUCUUAACCUAGUGUUGGAAUAUAUACCAGAGACUGUUUACAAAGUUGCACGACAUUACAGCAAGAGUAAACAAACAAUUCCUAUAAGUUAUAUCAAGUUGUACAUGUAUCAGCUAUUUCGUUCUUUAGCUUAUAUUCAUCAUCUUGGAAUUUGUCACAGGGACAUUAAACCACAAAAUCUUCUUCUUGAUCCAGAAACAGGUGUAUUGAAGCUUUGUGAUUUUGGAUCAGCUAAACAUCUUGUUCGUGGUGAACCAAAUGUAUCAUACAUUUGUAGUCGUUAUUAUCGCGCACCUGAACUUAUAUUUGGUGCAAUUGAUUAUACAACUAAAAUUGAUGUAUGGAGUGCUGGAUGUGUACUUGCUGAAUUAUUACUUGGACAACCAAUAUUCCCAGGUGACAGUGGUGUUGAUCAACUUGUUGAAAUAAUUAAAGUACUUGGUACACCAACACGUGAUCAAAUUCGUGAAAUGAAUCCAAAUUACACUGAAUUUAAAUUUCCUCAAAUAAAAUCACAUCCAUGGCAAAAGGUAUUUCGAGCUCGUACACCACCAGAAGCAAUGGAACUUGUGGCAAAAUUAUUAGAAUAUACACCACCAUUACGAAUAACACCACUUGCCGCAUGCGCUCAUCCAUUUUUCAAUGAAUUAAGAGAACAAGCAACACGUCUACCAAAUGGUCGUGAUUUACCACCAUUAUUCAACUUUACAGAACAAGAAUUACGUAUUGAAACAAAUUUAAAUUCAAUAUUAAUACCCAAGUAUAUGCAAAAUACUGAAACAACAACUGAGGGACAAUCAACAACUGAAUCAACAAGUACUGUUGCUGGUGCAAGUGGUAAUACAAACGAUAGUAGUGUUGUUAAUACAUCAUCACCAACUGUCACACAAAACACAAAUCCCAAUCAAUCGACCAUGGCUUAAGCGCCCGCCAAUUUAUUUUUUCAUUGUUGCAAAAAAAAAAAAAAAAAAAUACGAAAAAAACAAAAAUAUAUAUAAAAAAAAUAAUUAAAAAAAAGAAAAAGAUAAAAAUUUAUUUAACAAGACAACCAGAUAUAAUAAAUAUAAUAUUAAUUAAAAAAAAACUGUAGAAAAAAAAAAAUAUACAAAAAUAAGCGAGAUUGCAAACAAGAACAGAAGAAAAAAAAAAAAAAAAAAACAAUAUAUAUAUAUAUACAGUCAUCAUUUUUUCGCGGGUAUCCUGUUAUUUAUAAAUUAAAUGCUAGUCUUGAUAACAACAAACCAGCAGUAUGACUUUUUCGUUUUUUCGUUUUUUUUUUUUUUUUUUUUGCGCCGAAAAGUGAUCGAAACUUUGUCGAAAAAAAAAUUUAAUAAAAAUGUUUAUUACUUUUUUUUUUUUCCACAGGGUAAUUUAUUUUUUUUUUGUUUUUUAUUUUUUCGGUCGGGACAGCAAUCUGUUGAUAUAUAUAUAUUUUUUUUUUUUUAUUUUUUGUGUCCUUUAAAAUUAUUGUUGGUUUUAGUUAUCAGACAUGUUGAAAUUGUGACUAGUUUCAGAAUUUUAUAUAGAAAGAAAAUUGGGUAUCAGGCUUUUCAAAUGUAAUAAAAAAAAAAAAGAUAAAAUCACUCAAGCUCAGUCAAAGAUGGUGAAGGCAAUGUCAAAAACCGAAUUUGCAUCGUCUUUUUAUCGAAAAAAAAAGAAACAAAAAAAAAAAAAAAAAGCUUUAUCACAUAAGGUGCAAAUAAAAAAAGCACAAUUGGUCAAAAAAAAAAAAAAAAACAAACUUUUACUUAUCCGGUUAAAUGGAACAUAACAUAUAUAUAAUAAAUUUUUUUCAUUUUUAAAUAAAAUAAACAAUUUAGACGUGACCGAAUUUUAAAUAUAUUUCUGUUCAUUUUCAAUCUUUGAAUUAAUUUUUUUAUUAUGGUCGAGUGUAUUAUUAAUAUUAUUUUUAUUUGUACUACUAUUAUUAAUUGAUUAUUUUUAUUAUAUAUAGUUUUUUGUUUAUUCAUUUGUAUAAUUAAUGUGAAAAAAAAAAAUACAAACAAAUAUUUGAAUACGCUGCAAGUGGACCAUACUAAAUAAUUUGGCCAUUUUUUUUUUCUUUAUUUUUAUUGGUCAAACUGAAUUUGAGAAAUUAAUGAAAUUAGUUAUUAUAGAGGGAUAAUCUUAGAAAUAUAAAAACAACAAUUUAUUUAAGUAGAAAAAAAAAAAAAACAAAAAAACAAACUUAUUUACGACUGAGAUUUAAUGUACAUUGGGAGGGAGUCUUUCACUUGAACUGUUUUUUUUUUUAUUAUUUUACAAAAACUUAUGUUUUAUAUAGAAAUAUUAGAUGUAUGACCGUUAUGCGCGAAUAUCCACGAUUAUUUCAAUUUUACAAAAAUAAAAAAAAAAACAAAUUUAAGAUAAAAGAUAGUAGUUAUAUGAAUGAAUAGUUUUUGUCAUUAGAUAAUAAUUUAAAUUUUAUUGUUUUUAUCUCUCUCGUGCAGCAAAAUAUGAAAUAAAUAAAUUUUUUUUUUUUUUCUUAUUUCAUUUUUAGAUAAUUUUUUUUUAAAAUAAAUAAAUUUUGCAUGUUUAAUUUGGUUGUUGCCAUGUUGUCUUUAGCAUUAUUCACAAAACAUAUCAUAAUCGAUUUGUCUUUUCAAUAAGAACAACAAAAAUUGCUUUUAAAUAUUUAAAAAAAAAAAAAAACCAACAAUUAAUCUAGUGUUUUUAAAAUUUUUCACUUUUUUUUUUUUUAAUUUAAAUUGAACAUGUUAUUCAUUUUUAUUCUUCCAAUUUUUUUUUUUUUUUUCGUGUGUUUGUACGGGUGUGAUAAAAAGACGAUGCAAUAAUAAAGCACAGUUAAUUUGACAAUACAGCUGACAAGAAAAAUGCUUUAAUUUUUAUUUAUUUUUUUUUCUUUUACUUAUUUAUUUUUUCCUUUUUCAAAUUAAAAAUUGUAAUAAAUAUUUGAAAACCCAAAAUGCUGUGAGCUGUAGAGCAAUCUAAGGGAUGAAAUAUCGAUGAAUUUUUUUUUUUUUUGUUUCUGAAAUAAUAAUGACAGUGUAAUUAAUACGCUUUAAUAAUUAAAAUAACAAAAGGAAAAAUAAAUAAAAAAAUUGUUUUUUUAAAAAAAAACGCAGUUUUGCUCAUUUGUAAAAUAUAAAAAAAACAUUUAUCGCUUUAUGAUUGUACAAUGCGAUUUAAUUCACAAAUGAAAGCAAUACUAUUUCUAGUUCAAUAGAAAAAUUUUGUAAAAAAGAAAAAAGAUAAAAAAAAAAAUAAUGUUCUUUCAUCGAAUCUAUCGUUUGGAAUGCCCAGUUUUUUGUCUUUCGUUUUAAUCUAUUUUGUUCUAUUUAAAAAAAAAAAUGUUAAAUUUUUCAUCAGCUUCGAACAAUCGAUUAUUUAAAAAAGAAAAAAAGCAUUAUUGCGAGUUAAACUGUCUGUCAAGCUGAUAAGAAGUUCUUAUUCAAAACUUUUUGUAUCUCCCUUACUACUACCAUUUAUUAAUAAUAAAAAAAAAAUAAAAAUAAUAAUAGUAAUAAUAAUAAUAAUACCGAUGAUAAAUUAACCGCGGGCACUCGCUUUCUAUGUAACGAUUAAUAAAAAAAAAAAAAAAAAAAUGAAACAGAAAAUUUUAAUAAAAUAAUAAUGAAUGAAUGCUUUGUUUCCGAAAAAAAAUUUGGAGAUUGUUUUUACACACUUGUAGAAAGCAAUGUAACUCGAUGACACCGCACGCUUUCAUAGUUAUUUCACACUUUCAUAAAUUCAAGAAGAUAAAAAAAAAAAAAAAAAAAGUCGAUAGAAAAAAAUAAAUUUUAACUGUUUAUACAAUUAAUUUUGAUGUCUGUCAACAACUGGCACUGGUGGCCAUCAAUAAUAUUAUAUAUACCAAGAUGAUAAUACUUAUAUCUAGAAUGAUUUUUUUCUUUUUUUUUUUUUUUUUGCAAUCAGAUUUAUCUUGAGAACGAAUUCAUAAAAUUAUGUCAUAUGACAACACGUUUUUGUAGCUCGUUCCCAAUGGGACUAAAUAUAUAUAUAUAUAUAUAUAUAUAUAUAUAUUUUUCAAAUUAUUGCAUUUUAAAAUUUAUUAUUUUCUAGUAAAAUUUGUAUUUUUCAGUAAGUCUAAAAAUUUUUCACAUGGAGCAUCGCAAAAAUAAAUAAAAAAAAAAUUAUGCGAGCCUUUAAAAUAUAUAUAUACCUUUAGUAAAAUAAAUAUUAAUAAAAAUAAUAAUAAAGACCAUCAGAGUCUAAAAUUAAAAAAUAAAUUUAUUCAUUGUGACAAUUAUUAAUCAUUUGAUUACAACCUCAAUAUUCCACACUAAUACGUUGAUUAAUAAUUUUUAAUUAAUUCGUUCUUAAGAAAUAUAAAUUUAUAGAGUAAUUGAAAAAAUUGCCUUUCAAAUAAUAGGCGAGAAGAAAAGAUAAAAAAAAAAAAAUAAAACAACGUAAUAUUUGCGUUGAAGAUAUGUUGAUUUGUGAAUGUACUAUAUUAGAAAAAAAUUGUUUAUUGCGUUGCACGUGCACUAUUAUUAUCGCUCAGAUUUCAGUGAACAACAGAUGAAAAAAAAAAAAAAACUUUUAAA
Molecule: messenger RNA, 6704 nt
Organism: Aphidius gifuensis
Lineage: Eukaryota; Metazoa; Arthropoda; Insecta; Hymenoptera; Braconidae
Product: glycogen synthase kinase-3 beta
Exons: 9
Coding region: 1782-3098 (438 amino acids)
Biological process (GO): negative regulation of canonical Wnt signaling pathway; protein phosphorylation; signal transduction
Cellular component (GO): axon; cytosol; cytoplasm
Molecular function (GO): protein serine/threonine kinase activity; ATP binding
Source: RefSeq, a predicted model, not a curated record